This is a messenger RNA of Paramecium pentaurelia, 702 nucleotides long. Lineage: Eukaryota; Ciliophora; Oligohymenophorea; Peniculida; Parameciidae. The record is from the annotation of a GenBank genome assembly.
AUGGAUUUAUACCAUUACUUAUUCAAAUUCAUUAUAGUUGGAGAUACUUGUGUUGGAAAGUCUUGUAUACUUCUUAGAUACACAGAGAAAUUAUUUAGAGAUGAACAUGAUACAACAAUAGGAGUGGAAUUUGGAUCAUAAGUAUUAAAAAAGAAUGAUAAAACAAUUAAAAUACAAAUCUGGGAUACUGCUGGUUAAGAAUCCUUUAAAUCAAUAACAAGAUCAUAUUAUAAAGGGUUGAUAUUAUUAUCUAUAUUUUAGUUCUAUUGGAAUACUUUUAGUCUAUGAUAUUACCAAUCAAUAGUCUUUUCAUAAUGUUUAAAAAUGGUAUAAUGAUGUAAAUGAUCAAGCAGCAUCUAAUUGUACUAUUGUAUUAGUUGGCAAUAAAACAGAUCUUGAAUCAUAGUAAUCCAAUACUUUAAUUUUAGACGUAAAAUUACAACCAUUGAAGCCAGAGCUUUGGCUGAUUAAUAUAAAAUGCAAUAUAUUGAAACAUCUGCUAAAACCAAUUAAAAUAUUGACUUUCUAUUUGAAACAACAGCAUAAUUAAUCUUAGAUAAAAUUGAUAAAAAAUUAAUAGAUUUUGCUAAUGAAGUAUUUCAAUUAAAAUAUAUUUAAUAGGAUAGUGGAAUUAAGUUGGGAACUUUACAUAAAUAAGGCAAAGAAGGGAAUAAGGACAAAGAUAAUGAUUGUAAAUGUUGA